ACCCGUCCUCGUCCAAUCCAGCCGCCAGAGUGCCCAAGGAGGCGCUCGAGCUGGCAUGCCCGGGGGCAACCCAACGCUAGGCGCCGACGGAGGGGAGGCCGAAACAAUUUCAAUUUCCGGCGACGACGUCGUCCUCGCCGGCGGCGGCGCCAUGAACUUGUUCGCCGCUCGUGUUCGCGGAGCGGGGGCGGGGUCGAAGGAGGCGGGAUCUGCAGGAGGCCAGGCGCUUCUGGAGCUUACGCCGCAUAGGACGGCGGUGUGCCAUCUAGUGCAGGUCUGCGCGUCGCCGGGGGCGCAGGAAGAGGGCCCCCUAGCCGGGCUGCCAUUCCCGUUCGAGUCCGUCGCCCACCACAACGGCCUCGGGCUCUUCUUCUUCUCCCUCACCCAGGAUGCCACACUGUUUCUAGUAAAUGAUGCAAAGGAGAUUCAACAAUUUUUCUAGUUCUUCUGAAGCUGUUCUGGAACCCCGAAG
Messenger RNA from Lolium perenne, 472 nucleotides. RefSeq lists its product as uncharacterized. The record is from RefSeq and is a predicted model, not a curated record. Lineage: Eukaryota; Viridiplantae; Streptophyta; Magnoliopsida; Poales; Poaceae.